GAGGGUCGCUUGUAGAAUCUGGGCUGGGCAAGGCAGGAUUGGCACAAAGCCCCCCUCGGGCUGCACCGCCGUCAGUGGAAGGCACAGCGGGGCAGAGACCUGGGAAUCAGACCCACGAAAGGGAGCAACACGGCACAGCUCAUCGCGGGGCUUCAGACGCCGCUAUGAACCCGGGGCAGUCUCGGUAUCCGUUGCGGACGCGGAGGGUGCCCAGGCGCUUGUACCUCGAUCCGCCGAGCCCGGAAUUUGACCAUGAGGAUAGCCCACUGGACAAGAACAGGCCCGACUAUAUGGAUCCUUGGAUUGUGAAUCUUCUGUUGGAGUACAAUGAAUCAAAAGACAGACUGGAAACACAGUAUGGGCAAGUCCUCAGGGUUUUGAAGGAUGCAGAUGGGCAGAACCCCGAAGCUGUUGUAAACAUUUCAGAUGGACAUCACUACAUUCAAACUGUGAUUCCAGCUAGAGUCAUUCAGAAGGCAAAAUGCUUUCCUCCACAGUCUGGGUUUUCCAGCAUACUUGGCCAGUUCAUUGUCAUCAAGAAUUUUAGGGUGUGCGUUAAAGAGGCAACCAAAGUGGAGGACAGUGGGUUCUACCUCAUAGUUGAUUGUUUCCAUCUUACAGCCAUGAAGAGAUGGGCAAUGAGGCAGCCGGAUUGCAACCAGGAGCCAUCGGUGCUGCAAAAGUUAAAGGAACUGUGGCUGAGAGGCCUUUCCCUGCGCCCUUUGCCCAGCUCAGAGCCAUUGUCUGUCUCUGAAGUAGUGUCAGAAAUGAAGCAGGACAAGCUCAGCAACUUAAAACAAAAAGUCGCGGAUUGCCUCUGUUCAUUGGACCCCAUCAAUCUGAUGGAUUCUGAGAAGCUGUCUGAAUAUCCUGACACCAAAUGGCAGGCAGAACGCAGGCAAGAUAAGUUGCAGUGCCGGGACAUCUUUACAGUCCCAGCCAAGUUCCUGAUGAUUAAUGCAGAAGAAGAGGCAGCACAGUCCAGCAGCAACCUGCCAAAGCCUUCUCACAUUGCCUCUGAUGAUGAAAGCAGUUUGGAUGGUGAUCCCAGCACUAUGUCAUUUGUCAAUGCAGAAGCUGAAACUGUUGAUGGCUCCUUUGAAAACCCUUGGGACAUAUUUCCAGGGAUGACCAUGACCUCCUCUCAGGAAAUGUCGGACCCUCAGCCCAGCCUUCCCAAUGCACAGCCGAUGCUCCUGGCUAGUACUGCUGAGGAAGAGGAGGCUGCAAGCUCCAGUAGCUGCACCCCAGAUGGCUUGCAAUGUUUUGACCCUGCACCGUACUGUAGUUCUACUCAGAUUGAGCCCAUGGAGUCGACUUCCCAAUCAUUGCUUCCUCCUUGCAAAGAAGGUGCCAAUCAGGAAUCCAGAUCCAGAGCAUCGGACGCUACAUGCAACACCAGCAAGAUUUCAGCUACUGGUGGCAGCAUUCCUUGUGGCCAGCCAUUGAAUUACUCAAAUUCCCCUGCCGGUGUGUGCGGCCUUUCUCCUGUCUGCCCCACCAUUAGGAGGACCCUCACGUCUAAGAUUUCAUCUGGAGAUGCAGAAGAAAGUCACCCGGCCCAUUUACAAAGGGAGACGGUGGUAGUGAGAAGAGCUGGAAAGAAAUCCCUGGCAACUUGUAGGGAAUGCAGGACAGCUAAAAGAAAGCUUGUGUCAAAUGAGGAGGGAUCUGUUGAAACGUCAUCCAGACACAAAGGCCAAGACUUGACUUCUGCUGUGGUUAAACUUAGUCGGUUAAAUGGAAAGCAAAUGGCUCAGAAGCAGCCUUUGGAAUUUGUGAAAGAGAGCACACCCAAGAAAAGCCGGAUCGAGGAGAUCCGUGUCCAACAUAUCCAAACAUCUUCUCAAUCCAGAUGUGCUGGGAAGCACUUAGAAAAAACGAAGGGACAAACAGUCACUACUGGAAGACCAACUGAUUCCUCUGGAGGCCAGCUUGGAGCAAAAAAGCAGGAGCAUGAGAGAAGAGCUGUUUCUCAUCACGUGUAUCAGCCUGCAUCAGCUGAACUCGGUUCCCAAGUACAGUCUACAAGGAUCUCAAGAGCACAGCUCGGAUGGGCACGCUGGGUUCUCAGGAAUGGGCAGAGGCCCCAGUCAUGAAUGAAGCUUCUUGGGCUGCUAAGGCUGGGUGAAUGUAACACCUUGGUGACACCGAUCCGAUGCAGCAUGACAUGGACCCUCUGCUCAAAGGAACUGGGCAGCUCUCCAUCGCUCCUCUCGAACAGCCUCUUCUGCGGAGAAACCGUAGGGCAAAUCUAGGCACCCUCACUACAUCACCAUGGCAUCGCUCGGUGUUUCCGCAGCACAGGCCGGAACCUGCCCAGGUGCCAACUUUCAACAAUAACUAUCUGCUCUCGCUCAGACAGCCCAGCUGAGGAGGUAUCAAAUCUGUUGCCUCACCUCAGCCCACGAAUGGAUCUAAGGGUCUCUUGAGCCAGCAGAUGCCCCCUUUCCCUGCCCACACCUAAGGCCACAAGGAGUCUCCACUGCCCAGAGGCGUAGCGAGGGAAAAUGGCACCCAGGGCAACACCUGCCCCGGGUGCCCCACCAUGCCACGACCACCACCAUGCCUUCCCCGUGCCCCACUUACCUUAGGUGGCAGCGGUCCCGGGCAGCCUGGCAGGGCUGGGCCUGACGGGGCCAAGGGGCAACCUGUGGCAGCCCAGCCAGGCUGCUCCUUCAGGAAGGAGUAGCCUGGCGGGGUGGGGCCGGGCCAAGGGGGGAAGGAGGAGGGGUGUGGGGACGAUUUUCCACCCCCCACGUGACCAAAUGGCAGCCUGCCCGGUGUAUAUAUUCCCAUGUGUCCCUGUGGAGGCUCUGUCUCUGCCCGCUUGCCUGCACAGGAAGGAAUCAGGCAAGGGAGACAGGUGCCCAGACAUUAUUGUGCCACAUCCCUUUCUCCUCAAAGCAGAUAACAGCUACAAGAUAUGUGGGCUUGUUUUACUACCCAAUACAGACUGACGUGUCCAUCAAAAACACAUCCUUUCUGUUCUCUCACCUAUAUGGGCAGUUUUGGUCCCUGAGCGGAACCAGUGAAAAAUGCAGGACCAAUUUUUGUGCAGCUGCAUUGAAAGAGGAACUAUUACGUCUAAACAGACCAGGAAGCCAUUUUUGCAGAAACACUUGCCAUAUUCUGACCUGAGACAUAACCCAAUGAUAAGUUUUCCUCCUUGUGUCUGUGUGAUAAAAUGUGUAUUCUAAAUUCUGUGCUGGAAAGUUAAUCCAAGGCACAUCUGGACCAAAUCUGGAUCAGGUUCAUGGUGAUGGGGCUGAAGCCGUCUCUGCCAAAUCACUUUCCUUACCUGAAACAGCCCCAGGGGCUGCAUCUAUUUGCCCAGUUGUGGAAACCUAUGUGUACUCCAUGAGUGUACACGGACCCCCAAUGGGUCCAUCCUUCCUAGUGAUGUUUCAGAUCAGGAAACCAGUCUAGAAGGGAGUCUGAAGCCCCUUCUGUCUGUGCUCUAAAGUCUCAAUUGGACUCACAUAUGGUUGAGAUAAGUUUCCAACACAGAACUUCUAAUAUUUGAUUGUGCAGACCUCCUGACUGGGAAAUACUUAUACCUUUGGAGAUAGAGCUCACGGAGGGGUAAUCUGGACAGAUUUCACAUAAAAUUUAUGAUAUAUCGUAGAGUCUGUCUCUGAAGCUGCCAUUCGCUCCAGGGGAACUGAUCUCGGUAGUCUGGAGAUCAAUUGUAAUUUCAGGGGAUCUCCAAACCCCUCCUGGAGAUUGACAAUCCUAUAUGCAGACCAGGGAAGGAAAACUUGGCGUGUAUUUAGGUUCUGAGAACCAUCACAUUCUUGGCCUUUAAGGACCCAGUAGGAACGGUCAGCCAUUUCCCUAAGCCAAGUAGGAAAAUAAGAGAGACUUACUUUCUCGUGUCUCACCCCGAGUGACUCUUCAUCCUCCCCGGACAGGAGUAUCAAGGACUGGGAUUUUCCCUCCCGGGAGUAAUUAGUCCUGGUUCUGCGAGAACUGUCAGGGGUCUGACUUUGUUCCAGGGGGCUUCUGCUGUCCCCAGCCAGCCCUCCUUCUUCAGACUUGCUUAGUCUUUUCGGGGAUUCACUGGCUUUGCUGGGAACCCUCAGAAUGUCGCUCAGCAUCAGCCUUCUGACCCUCGUGGCUGAAGGGCUACCCUCGGGCUCCUUCUCUGGCCUGGUGGCCCGGCCCGACUUGGGCUUCUUGAAGGCAAAGAAGUGUCCUAUUUUCUUUUUGAGGGUCCGAGAGCCAGAAGAAGUUGGCGCGGCCAAUACCGGAGAGGUUUCUGACAGAACAGGGCUGUAGUCAGGUGGCAGAGAGAAAAACAGGAUGAUUUGAGGAGCCGCCUCAAAAACAUGCAGCUUUAGGUGGGGCGAUAAUUCAGGGCAGAGGCAUAGCAAGGGGGAAAGUGUCCAGUGCACUGGUGCAUACUCUGCCCCUGCCACGCCCAUGUCUGCUCCGUCCCGCCACACCCCGGAAUGCCCUCACCACAUCCCCACAGGAGCGCGCGCCCGGUGCGUCGUGCACCCCCUGUCCCCUUGGAGCUACGCCUCUGAUUCAGGAUCCCCAGUAAAUUGGCACGGGUGGGGCCCUAUUAGCACAAAUAUGCUCACUUCACUUUGGAAAGGUAUAUAGGCAGAUUAAUCUUUCUUUGUGGCAGAGGCUGAUCAGAAAUCCCAAGAGCACUGACUUGUCCUCAGCAGAAUUUGGCUAUUUUAGAUCCCUCUUCCUAGAAAUGUUCCGGGUCGUUGUUGAAUUACAUGAUGAUACUCGCUGGCGCUGCACGAUAAUGCAGGCAGACGCCAGACUCCAAUUAGAAAGUACAUUUUCAGCAGAGGAUAUAGAACAUUUGGCUGGCUUAAUGUGCAAACAGAUACACUCAGGAGAACAUGCACACGGAAGCUUCUGCCUCUUACGUGGUUGUGCAGCCCAUGCCUAUCAAAACCAUCGUCAUUUGUGGCAGCCUACUACAGGAACAGAGGUUGCAAGCCAGCACGGCACAGCGGUUGGGGUGAUUGGACUAGGAUUUGGGGGAAUCAGGUUCGAAUUCCCACUCUGCCAUGGAAGCUUGCUGGGUCACUUUGGGUCAACCAUACAACCUUAACCUGCUCCACAGGAUGGUUGUUGUGAGAAUAAAAUGAAGGAGGGGCAAACAAUGUGGCCAUCUGCUUUGCAUCCCCAUUGGAGAGAAAAGCAGGGGAGAAAUAAGUGCAUAAAUAAAAGAAGGAAAGCUCCAUGGGAGAGAGGAAAAAUCAGCUCACAGCACUAGAUGAAAGUUGGCAUGCUUAAAAUGGGUCCCCAGAAUAGGCAGCAUGACAUAUUCAGAGCACUCAGUGGGCAAACGUUCUUUGUGCAGCUGCAGGAGAAGAUAGGUGGUUGGCUGCCAAUGCAUAGGAACAAUGAGAAGACAUAUUCUUGCAACCAGCCCUGAGGCUUUGCGGGAUCCUUGUAUGUUAGAUCCCAGCAUCUGAAGUCCAACCCCGGACUGCACUGUCAUAAACAUAAUCCGAGCUCAUAAUCCAAGCAGUUGACUAUAAAAAUGGUUAAGCCAACUCUAACCAUACUUCCUCAAGUGCAAGUUUUAAAGUCUUUUUUCCGCUGAUAUCAGAUCCUUGACUGUCACCAUGUUCUAUAAAAAGCAGCCCCAGCCCCCCAGCCCCAAAUUUCCACACUCCCCCCCACUUUUUGUUGGCUUGAAGCUCCCAGAUUGAGUCAAAGUCUUCACUUACGGUAACUGUUCAUGAAUCACCUUCUUUGAGAAGAAGUCAUCUAAGCCUUCAUCCAGCCUCGAGAUGCUUCGGUCUUCAUCGUUCUCACGCACUGCUGGCUGCACCUAGGAGCAAGAGCGACAGUCAGAGCAACAAACAGGAGACAUGAGAAAAUGGUAGGUAGGAACUGGCUUAUCUUCUGUAUCCUUUCAAAGUUAUGCGGCACUUUGACAAUUGAUAUUGAAAAGGUGGUGUAUAAAUGUAACAGACAAAAAACCCAGCUUCCCUGGGGAGAGAUUUCUUUGUUCCUGUGAUAAACUCAGAGAGAAGAAAUAAACAAACUAUCUGGACAGCCACCAUAUGCUUUGAGAUCUAUCAAGAUUUGGGUCUAGAAAAGUCUGUAUUGAAACUUCAUGAAAUAGCAUGCCAUGGGAAUAAUGGCAGGGCAGAGAGUCCAAGAACUGGCACUCACAUCUGCAGUAUUAAGUAACAGAUGUGUAUACUGAGUGGAGAAGUGUGGUCCUUCCUAGUGGUCAAAAAUUUCCCGAGGAUCUUGACUUCUGAAUCAUCAACAGCAUUGUAUUGUCGGUAUCCGGAAUUUUAUCUUCUCUACAAAACAAACCAAGCUUUCUAUAUUUAAACGUCUAUUGUCAAUAUUCAGAAUUCUCUUCUCUAUAAAUCAAACCUCUUGUAUGUACACAUUUGGAUUGUUAGCCUCUGUAACAACUCCAUCCUGGUAAAAUCCUGCAAAUUCA
This is a messenger RNA of Sphaerodactylus townsendi, 6439 nucleotides long. RefSeq names its product ACD shelterin complex subunit and telomerase recruitment factor (gene ACD). The coding region runs from base 165 to 2099 and encodes 644 amino acids. Gene Ontology annotation, cellular component: telomerase holoenzyme complex; shelterin complex; chromosome, telomeric region. Gene Ontology annotation, molecular function: telomeric repeat DNA binding. Lineage: Eukaryota; Metazoa; Chordata; Lepidosauria; Squamata; Sphaerodactylidae. The transcript is spliced from 15 exons. The record is from RefSeq and is a predicted model, not a curated record. Gene Ontology annotation, biological process: telomere capping; telomere maintenance via telomerase.